UUUAGCUUCAGUUUCAAAUAAUUUAGGUUUUCUCCGCCGUCAAUGAGUCGCAGAGGAGACAGCGAUGAAGACAGCUGUGGUACACGGAGAGUCGCGUACGUUUACAGUCCGGAGUACAUCGAGACUUGCGACACUUUAUCCAAAGUGCCAAACCGGGCGAGUAUGGUCCACUCACUGAUAGAAGCCUACGGGCUGCUCGAACAUAUGAGCGUUGUGAAGCCUCGUGCAGCCACCAUAGAGGAGAUGGCCAAGUUCCACACUGAUUCCUACCUGGAGCAUCUUCAUAAAAUCAGCCAGGACGGAGACAACGACGACCCCCAGUCAGUCGACUAUGGCCUGGGUUACGACUGCCCAGUGGUGGAGGGGAUAUUUGACUAUGCAGCAGCAGUCGGGGGCGCCACACUGACCGCAGCCCAGUGUCUGCAGGACCAAAAGUGUGAAGUGGCCAUCAACUGGGCAGGAGGUUGGCACCACGCUAAGAAGGAUGAGGCGUCAGGUUUCUGUUACGUGAACGACGCUGUGCUGGGAAUCCUCAAACUGAGAGAGAAAUAUGAGCGCGUCCUCUACGUGGACGUCGACCUGCAUCAUGGAGACGGUGUGGAAGAUGCCUUCAGCUUCACAUCCAAAGUUAUGACCGUCUCUCUGCACAAGUUCUCCCCUGGAUUCUUCCCAGGUACGGGUGACCUGUGUGACACAGGGCUGGGUAAAGGUCGUUGGUACGCCGUGAAUGUCCCGCUGGAGGACGGCAUCAAGGAUGACAGAUACUACCAGAUUUUUACCAGUGUGAUGCAGGAAGUGCGGGCGCAGUUUAACCCGGAGGCGGUGGUGAUGCAGCUGGGUGCCGACACGAUGGCGGGCGACCCCAUGUGCUCUUUCAACAUGACCCCGGUGGGGGUGGCCAAGUGUCUGCAGUAUGUCCUGCAGUGGCAGCUACCUACACUGCUGCUGGGAGGAGGGUGUUAUAAUCUGGCUAAUACGGCUCGCUGUUGGACUUACCUGACGGCGGCGGUGCUGGGAAAGACUCUUUCCUCUGAGAUACCAGACCACGAGUUUUUCACAGAAUACGGACCCGACUACUCGCUGGAGAUCAGCCCGAGCUGUCGACCAGACCGCAACGACACCAAACACCUGGACCAGGUCAUCAGCACCAUCAAAGGGAAUUUAAAGAAUGUGAUUUAGGAGCCGGCAGCCUCAACCUCCUCCGCACACGCACACACACACACACACACACACACUCACACACACAAACCAUGUUUCCAAUCCAGGUCGAUGCUCGGCGGCUUUAAUGAAGACAAUAUGGAGCGGACCCCUUCGGCCCCGAGGCACGGAGCGAACGAGGGAGGGAUGAAGGCAGGAAAAAGAGAGCGAGGGAAGGUUUUGGAAAACAUUAGCUGAGUGU
This is a messenger RNA of Seriola dumerili (greater amberjack), 1399 nucleotides long. RefSeq names its product histone deacetylase 8 (gene hdac8). Gene Ontology annotation, molecular function: histone deacetylase activity. The record is from RefSeq and is a predicted model, not a curated record. NCBI's taxonomy places the organism in Eukaryota, Metazoa, Chordata, Actinopteri, Carangiformes, Carangidae. The transcript is spliced from 11 exons. Bases 43 to 1179 code for a protein of 378 amino acids.